Messenger RNA from Arabidopsis arenosa, 1038 nucleotides. NCBI's taxonomy places the organism in Eukaryota, Viridiplantae, Streptophyta, Magnoliopsida, Brassicales, Brassicaceae. The record is from the annotation of a GenBank genome assembly.
AAAUAAAGUCUUUUUGCAAACAACAAAAUCUAGUUCUCAAAAAGAAAAAGUUCUCUCUUUUACUGAAGAAGUGAUCGAGAGAUUUGAUCCAACAAUGGCGGAUAUAAUCUCAAAUCCGACUAUGGAACAACUGUUCUUCUCUGUAGAUCCGAUGUCUCUAAUACUCUCUCAAAACUCCGACACACAUCAGCUUAAACUCUUGUUAGAUGGUUUCUCCGGAUUCGAAAGAGGUCCAAGAUACGAUGAAUACUCGAGAUUACGCGAAUCAAAGCUUCGUAUGAAACGUGAUUUUCAGAAAUUCCUCGAGGAAGAAGACGAAGAAGAGCCGAGGAUCAAAAAACAAGUGAGGUUUGAGGGUAAUUCUGUAAUUUCACUAGAAGAUAAGUUCUCGCCGGAGAAGAAGAAACAGAGUCGAUUUGAGGGUAAUUCAGUAAUUUCACCUGAAGAUAAGUUUACGCCGGAGAAGAAGAAACAGAGUCGAUUUGGGUUUUCUCCGAUGAGAAAAGCUGUUCCGUCUUCGUUAGCUCAAUCUGUUCCUGAUUUCUCCGCUGUGAUACGUAAAGAGAAUCGUCGUCCGGUUAAUUACAACACUACUACUCCGCCUCCGCCGAGAAACGGCGGCGUUUUGACGGGAUCGGCAUCGAGAGGGAGCAAGUCGGCGAGUGCUGGAGAGAAGAAGAGUAAAGGAAUGAUGAUGAUGGGAAUGGCGCGUAAGAGUUACGCUAAUGUUGAAGAUCUUAAGAAGAUUUCAAUGGCGGCUGCUUCUGCUAUUAAUGGUGGUGGCGGCGGAGGAGGAGGGAGAAAAGUUGGUGAAGGUGGUGGUGGUCGUCGGACUAUUCUUGGGUACAGACAAAUUUACUGAUUUGAUCUCAAAAGCUUUGAUUUUUACACGGUUUUUUUUUUGUUCCUUUAUUUGUUGGUUUUUGAUUGAUGAGAAGCAAUUCUUGGAUUUGAUUGAUGAUUUGGGUUUUUUUUGUAGCUUUUUUUGAUGUGUUGGUGAUUUGAUUGGUUUGUAAAAAAUAAAGCAUAAAUUCUUCA